Messenger RNA from Pezoporus occidentalis (night parrot), 935 nucleotides. It is a transcript of the gene STARD3NL, whose product is annotated as STARD3 N-terminal like. Gene Ontology annotation, biological process: cholesterol transport. Gene Ontology annotation, cellular component: endoplasmic reticulum membrane; late endosome membrane; endoplasmic reticulum-endosome membrane contact site. The transcript is spliced from 8 exons. The coding region runs from base 214 to 918 and encodes 234 amino acids. Gene Ontology annotation, molecular function: cholesterol binding. Lineage: Eukaryota; Metazoa; Chordata; Aves; Psittaciformes; Psittacidae. The record is from RefSeq and is a predicted model, not a curated record.
UGUUUAUUGCUGUUUUUCCCCCACUCUCACCUGCACGGAUCCCGAGACCUCUCACCCCAAGUAUGGUAAGUAGGAGGGUGAAAAUGAGAAGUAAUGAAGAUGCUCAACUGUAAAUCUGCUUGAAAAGAUCUUGAAACAGGAAGAUUCUUCCUAUAUGGAUCAGCCUUCUAGUGAUGGUGAAACUGGAAGAAGACCACUGUAAGCAAACCCAGGAUGAAUCGAGUGCCAGGUGAUACAGACAAUGCUCACAGUAGCAGCGUGGAAUCCUGUCCUUCCUUGCGGGAUGUCCACUCCAUCAACCCAGCACAGCUGAUGGCAAGGAUUGAAUCAUAUGAAGGCAGAGAGAAGAAGGGCAUAUCAGAUGUCAGAAGGACUUUCUGUUUGUUUGUUACAUUUGAUCUCUUAUUCAUAACCUUGCUGUGGAUAAUAGAAUUAAAUGUAAAAGGAGGCAUUGAGACCACCUUAGAGAAAGAAGUCCUACAAUAUGACUACUCUUCUUCAUAUUUUGAUAUAUUUCUACUGGCAGUCUUUCGAUUUAAGGUGUUAAUACUUGCAUAUGCAAUGUGCAGACUGCGCCAUUGGUGGGCAAUAGCUUUUACAACAGCAGUGACCAGUGCCUUUUUAUUAGCAAAAGUAAUUAUUUCACAGCUGUUCUCACAGGGUGCUUUUGGCUACGUGCUGCCCAUCAUAUCCUUCAUACUUGCCUGGAUUGAAACUUGGUUCUUGGACUUCAAAGUGUUACCGCAGGAAGCUGAAGAAGAAAACAGGUUUUUGAUAGCACAGGAUGCUUCUGAACGAGCAGCUCUUCUUCACCCCGGGGUCCUCUCUGAUGGGCAGUUCUAUUCUCCUCCUGAAUCUGUAGCAGGAUCUGAUGAAGAUUCUGAAGAAAAACAAGACAGUGAAAAACCAGUUGUAUAGCAGACAGGAAAAAGCAG